Cylindrotheca closterium is the source of this 1473-nucleotide messenger RNA. NCBI's taxonomy places the organism in Eukaryota, Bacillariophyta, Bacillariophyceae, Bacillariales, Bacillariaceae. The record is from the annotation of a GenBank genome assembly.
UAUGAACCUGAAGAUGAAGAUGAACGUGAUUUCAACCUACGUGGACAAUUCGAUGAUAUCGAUGACUCCAAAAGAAAUGAGCUCUUGGCAGAUGCAGACAAUGAUGUCAAUGAUAUGCCGGAACUCAUUGUCAGAUUCCAAGGAGAUGAUGACUAUGAAUCAGAUGAUGACGAUUCGAGUGAUGAAGGUGAUGAAGAGAAAGAACCUAUUGUGGCCGAUUUGGAUCACCAUAAAGAAAAUGUCGAUAGAGGAACCAAUGAUAUUGAAAGCCUUGUUACUGAUCUGGAGGAUCUACAAGAACCGCCAGAAGAAGAGAUUGUAUUUGAGCCUGAAAUGCCUCAAGUAGCAAAAGUCACUCGAUCUGGGCAAACGUAUGCGCAAGCUGCAAUGUCAGGGCUGAACCUUUCUCAAGUUCCAAAGAAAGCAAGAGAAUGGCUUUCGAGCAGGAGUGGCAGUUCUGCCAAUAAGAACAAGAAUCGAGUUGCGACAAGACGCAAGCAUCGAGAGAGGGAAAUGAAACCGUUAAAGGACAAAUUGAACUCUGGUAUUCGUACCAAAGAGGGAAGUCGCAGUACUAAAGACAGUAAAGCUAUCCUUGAACCACAGCACAAUCUAUGUUUCCAACAGAUUGGGAAUGAGAUGAAAGCUGAUUAUGAAGAGCACGGCGCUAUUCUGAUCGCUCGUUGCAUGAUGCAGAUCAAGGCAAAGUUUGAUACUGACGAAGGUCUGAACUUCAUUCAACAGUAUUACAUCAAUCAAGGACAGAAGAAGUUUGGUGAUGAUGGAAAAGAUGCUGUGGAUAAGGAAUUUGUGAAAGACAUGACCGCGUCUGAGCGAAAGAAGGCCCAAUCAGCAAUGAUGUUACUCACGGAAAAGCAAUUCGAAAAGACAAUUAAAGGUUGCCUAGUAUACGGAGGUGAUGGAACUCGUGAAUGGUUAUCGCGAGAGGACACUGCAAGUCCAACUGCUUUGCAAGAAGCAAUCACCACUACUUGUGUUAUUGAUGCACACGAAGGUAGAGAUAUAAUGAUGAUGGACGUGCCUAACGCUUUCAUUCAAACUUAUAUGCCUGAAGCUAAGGAAGGAGAAGAUCGUAUCUACAUGAAAAUCACUGGCAUGAUGGUACAGAUAUUGAUAGACAUGGCCCCAGAGUAUCGCGAAUACGUUGUAUUAGAGAACGGAAAGCGAGUAAUCUAUGUUCGGGUACUACGUGCUAUAUAUGGGAUGUUGCAAUCGAGCCUCCUAUUCUAUAAUCAGUUUCAAAGUGAUUUGGAGGCAAAGGGAUUUGUUUUCAAUCCGUAUGAUCGUCUAAUUUGGACUCAUAAUCGUUUUCAUAGUCCAUGUCCUCAUUUCCAGUUAUCCAUUCGUGUUCUUUAUAUUCUUCAUCCAUUAGAUCUUCGGCAUCUGGAAUAUUUUCAUUUUGGAGGGUUACAUCGCUCAGUCUUUCAAUUUUGUUUACUGGGUCCCAUGUAA